Molecule: messenger RNA, 1269 nt
Organism: Synchiropus splendidus (mandarinfish)
Lineage: Eukaryota; Metazoa; Chordata; Actinopteri; Syngnathiformes; Callionymidae
Product: transmembrane protein 74
Exons: 1
Coding region: 156-848 (230 amino acids)
Source: RefSeq, a predicted model, not a curated record
ACGAGAGCAACCGCACGCUCGAGAUGUCUCCCUGCCAGGGACGAGUCGAGGGGAUGGAGACUCGCUCGGGAACCUUCGGACUUUGGAGCGGUCAAGUGCCAAUGACAAUUGUUCAGAUGUUGCUCGAACUUUAAAACAUCUUCAUUUGUGAGUAAAUGGCUGGUCUGGAACUGUUUGACUGCGACCCUCCGGACGCCAGAGACUCUUCCUCCCUCAGCGGAGGCAGCCCGAGGAGCGCGCGUCCUCCUGGCGCGCCAGACGCUUCAGCACCGCGGACAGAGAAUCGGGAGGACGCGGCGCGAAGCGAAACCUCCUUCUCAGCUGCGGAGGAGGAUUUUCUUCGACAGGAAAGAAGUAACCAGAGCUCAUCAAGUCAGGAGGAGGAGGAGGAGGAGGCGGGUGAAGAGGAGUCGGAACUUUAUCUGUUGUCCGAGGACGAGCUCUCUUCUGACGGCUCCGGGAAGUCGGUGGAUUUCGGCUUCAUCAUCGCCGUGACUUGCCUCGUCACGGGAAUCUCUUUGGUCGCCAUCACCUACGUGGUCCCCAGAGACGCGCGAGUGGACCCGGAUAGCGUGUCGGCGCGGGAGAUGGAGCGGCUGGAGCGGGAGAAAGCCCGUGUGGGAGCCCAUCUGGACCGAUGCGUCAUAGCGGGACUGUGCCUGCUCACCCUGGGGGGCGUCCUGCUCUCCUCCCUGCUCAUGGUCUCCAUGUGGAAGGGGGAGAUGAUGAGAAGAAAAGCUUUGGCUUACUCCAAACACGCAGCCAAGUUGUACGGAUCCAUGCAGCUGAGAGGAGCCAGUCCCAACCUGGACUCUCACUUGGAGGAGGACUUGGAGGUACUCAGCUGAACUGGACUCGGGGUUUCAUUCGGUUGCAGCCGUCAGUAGCAACAUUUAAUCAGUUUUCCUGGAGUUUUCAUUCGGCAGCAGCAAGAAUAAAUCAGAAUUAUUGUUCAAAUCCCAGCAACAGAUCUGAUUUAUUUAUAUAACAGAAGCGAGCUGCAGCAGGAUCCCGCCUCAUUCCUCUGGAAGGGAUUAAUCAUUUCAGCCCAAGCUAUGAGUGACUGGAAUUAAUUAUGGAUGUGUUUUCGGAAAACUACCCAGAGUGCCAUUAAAACAAAUUCAAUGUAUUUUCCUUGUUAUGACUGGCGACCUUGGGGGAGAAAUGAAGUGUGAACAGUUGGCACUGUGGUGUCAAAUUGUCACCUCCACAUGGUGAUGCUGAUGUUUUGGGAAGUUGAUGCGCCCUAAAUAAACAAGGUGAGUUUGG